This is a messenger RNA of Macaca mulatta (Rhesus monkey), 1540 nucleotides long. The record is from RefSeq and is a predicted model, not a curated record. Lineage: Eukaryota; Metazoa; Chordata; Mammalia; Primates; Cercopithecidae.
AAUGCCGCCAUGCAGCACUACGGGGUGAACGGCUACUCGCUGCACGCCAUGAACUCACUCAGCGCCAUGUACAACCUGCACCAGCAGGCAGCCCAGCAGGCCCAGCACGCCCCCGACUACCGGCCUUCGGUGCAUGCGCUUACAUUGGCUGAGCGCCUGGCUGACAUCAUCUUGGAGGCCCGUUAUGGUUCCCAGCACCGCAAACAACGUCGCAGCCGCACAGCGUUCACAGCUCAGCAGCUCGAGGCCCUGGAAAAGACCUUCCAGAAGACUCACUACCCAGAUGUGGUGAUGCGUGAGAGGCUGGCCAUGUGCACCAACCUGCCUGAGGCCCGGGUGCAGGUGUGGUUCAAGAACCGCCGGGCCAAGUUCCGGAAGAAGCAGCGUAGCCUGCAGAAGGAACAGCUCCAGAAGCAGAAGGAGGCUGAGGGCUCCCAUGGGGAAGACAAGGCAGAGGCCCCCACUCCGGAUACCCAGCUGGACACUGACCAGCCCCCACACCUGCCUGGCAGCAACCCCCCUGCAGAGCUUCACCUGAGUCUGUCUGAGCAGUCAGCCAGUGAGUCAGCCCCCGAGGAUCAGCUGGACCGUGAGGAGGACCCCCGGGCAGGGGCUGAGGACCCCAAAACUGAGAAGAGCCCUGGGGCUGAGAGCAAAGGGCUGGGCUGCAAGAGGGGCAGCCCCAAGGCAGAUUCCCCAGGCAGCCUGACCAUCACUCCUGCGGCCCCAGGGGGUGGCCUCCUGGGCCCCUCCCACUCCUAUUCCUCGUCCCCGCUGAGCCUCUUCCGUCUGCAGGAGCAAUUCCGCCAGCACAUGGCGGCCACCAACAACCUGGUGCACUACUCAUCCUUCGAAGUAGGGGGUCCAGCCCCUGCUGCUGCCGCAGCGGCUGCUGCUGUGCCCUACCUGGGCGUCAACAUGGCCCCGCUGGGCUCACUGCACUGCCAGUCCUACUACCAGUCCCUGUCAGCAGCCGCUGCUGCCCACCAGGGUGUGUGGGGGUCCCCUCUGCUGCCUGCACCCCCAGCAGGCCUGGCUCCUGCAUCAGCUACCCUGAACAGUAAAACCACAAGCAUCGAGAACCUGCGGCUCCGGGCCAAGCAGCACGCGGCCUCCCUGGGACUCGAUACGCUGCCCAACUGACUGUCUGGCCUCCAACCCAGCCAGGGGUCUUAGGUGUCCCCUCCUAGCCCUGUGGUUAUCCCUAGGUGGCUCUCGAGGAGUUCACUCCAUGAGCACAGGGAUCCUAGGGCCUGGUGUCCUGUUCCCUGCUCCGCUUCCCCAUACCGCAGCCUGAGGCGAAGCCCACACCUACACACCCUCUGCAUGGCCCUGCCUGGACCCCAUGAAGGCCAAAUAGGGAGGAGGUCAGGGGCUGGGGUGCCCUAAGCUUCCCUCGGGGAAGUGAGAGGCUCUCCCUGGCUAGACCCCCAUCUCAAUACCACCUCCUCCCUUUUCUCCCUCCCCUUCUGCCCCUUAGUAAGUCUAUGUGUGGAAUGUGAGAUAUAAAUAUAAAUAUAUAAAGCUAUAUUUUCAGGCA